AUGAAAGCCAAGUUCCUGGGAAAUGCACCCUGUGGCCCCUACAAGUUCAAGUUCCCCCAGACAGUGCGGACAGAAAGUAGCCUCGGGGCCAAAGUAUUCUUCAAAGCACUACUCUUAACAGGAGACUUUUCCCAGGCUGAGAAGAAGGGCCGGCGCAUGUGGGUCAGCGAGGAGGAGCUGGGGGACUAUUUGCAACCCAAAUACCUGGCCCAGGUGAGGAGGUUCCUGCUGGACCUCUGA
This is a messenger RNA of Pipistrellus nathusii (Nathusius's pipistrelle), 240 nucleotides long. NCBI's taxonomy places the organism in Eukaryota, Metazoa, Chordata, Mammalia, Chiroptera, Vespertilionidae. The record is from the annotation of a GenBank genome assembly.